CACCGGACCCCAGGUUCACCAACACCGGACCCCAGGUUCACCAACACCGGACCCCAGGUUCACCAACACCGGACCCCAGUGCCGAUGGUAGUGCCUUCCAUUCAUGGAGUCCUGCAGGAUUCCUCAUCGUGUCUUGCUUUUAUUCAUCCUAAUGUUCAUCACAGUGCAUGUAUCAGCUGAAACUAUUGUACGAGGACAGUUUAAUCAGUCUGUUGUUCUACCCUGUACAUGGAGCUGUUCUGGUUUGGCCAAAUGGACGCCCUUCAGUUUUUCAACAGACAUACUGGCUGAGUGUGAUCAAACAUCCUGUCAGUCAUGGGAGGAAGGAUUUAACAUGUCCCAUGAUCAGUAUCUGAAGGGAGAUCUCAACCUCACCAUCACUGCAGCUGAUCACAGUAAGAGGGAUUUAUACACCUGUCACUGUGAUGACAUGGACAUUGGUGAUGUGCGUCUCACCAUUGAGACUGUGACAUCAUCAGGUCAGAUGAACCCUGGUGAAGACCUGCUGCUGGAAUUGUAUGCAUUUGAUUCCCUGGAGGUGAUCUAUAAGAAUAAAGAUUCAGCAGAUGGUAAACAGAUCUGCACAGUGUAUAAAAGCUCAGUGCACUGUAAUGUUGAGUACAGACAGAGAAUAUCACUCGCUAACAUGGUUCUUAAACUGAGAGGAGUAAAGCCGAGCGAUGAAGGAGUUUACACCAUCCAUGAAAAGGAUACUGAUGAAGAUCUUUAUGUUUACACAUUAUCAGUGACGGAUACAGAUGCGAACAGUGUGCAGAAGCGUGCUCUACCAAAGUGGGUGAGCAUCUUGAUUGUGGUGGUGUUGCUGGUGGUGCUGCUGUUUGGUGCACUGCUUGGAAUAAUUCUCCACCAGAGGAAACAAAUUAAAUAUUACCAAGGGGCACUUGUGCUCAGUGAUGAAACGGAUGUGGAGAUGAGCCAGUUAACCAUGAAUGAAUGAAUGAAUGAAGAGCAGAGUGGUGCAUCUGAGACAACGCUGGAAAAGACACAUCACACAAAGAGAAACCGAAAUCUCCAGGGGCCUCAUUUAUAAAAAAGUGUGUGCACAGCCUGUCAUGCAGAAACUGGGAUUUGUAAGGAAACAAAACAUGAAAUUGGGUAUUAGUUUUAAGGAAGCCUUGACCCAUGUGCAGACAAUUUGUAAAUGAUGGAAUUAAACACUAUGUGGAUAUGUAAAGGAUUGCAGCUAAAUGUGCAAAUUACCACAACAAUAAUAUCCAGUCAUAAUAACUGUAAAGACUACUGGGACACGAGAAGCACUGACGCAUUAGAGUUCUCUUGAACUGACAUUACCCCGAUCAAUUAUUUGCAGUUUGUUUAUUCGGGUUGGCAUUUCGGCAGUGUGUAAAUGAGCGUGUGUAUGUAUAUACACCUGCAAUGGCUUGCUUAUUGCCUCGUGCCAUAAGUUUCCUAGGAUAGGCUUCAGGCUCCCUGUCAAGUAGGCUUUUAUUGUCACUGUAAAACGAAACUAGCUAACUAAUUAGCCUAAUUAGCUGUAACCCAGUAUAUAAGAUAAAGCGGUAUAAAUGAUUUUACACAUUAACAGAUCUAUUAAUUGGUUACAGAAUGACUGCUAAGGUUGUUGUUCCAGAACUCAAAUGGAAGAGAGGAGAGACUUUGCAAUGACACUCUCUCUGAAACACAUUUAGCCCCUACCGAUGGCCUGACUAAUGGGCGAUGGCACCGUCUGAAGACUGUUACAGGUGGGAGACUGUUGCAGAAUACAAACUGCUACAGGUUGGUGGACUUUAGAAUGGAGACUGCUAUAGAUGUCUGCAUACAGGUGUGCAUAUGCACAGUUUUACAAAAAUCUGAUUUUAAUUUUGUGUGCACAAUGCACACUUUAUCCCUGGAUGUUUUAUCGAAAGUAUAUUGAAAGUUUUAUUAAUGAGGUUCCAAAUCGUGUUAAUGUUUUCUUUACAACAACAAUUGAAUUUCUAAUCUUUAAUUUCUUUUUAUUGCCAUAAUAGCGAUGCUAUUUUCUGCAUUGUGCCAUUGUUUGUGCUCUGACUUUGUCCAGAUGUGCUCAGGUUUGUGAACCCUGCAAGCUCAUGUUUUUUCUACCUGUCUGUUGUGGUUCCUGUUCCUGUGAGCUGCCUCAUGUCAACUUUCUCACUAACUGGGACUGUGUGUGUCUUUAUAUACCCGUGUGUUUACUGGCUAAUUGAUGUUACUGCAGGGUUUUUAUUCCUUUAAACUGGGGUGACUAUAGCUGUCCACUAUGCAAUGGUGCUUCAUAACUCGGGUUCACUGCUGCAUCUUCCGAGUCGUCUUAGAUUUUUUAAUAUGAGAAUACUGUUGCUUGUUUACUUUUAUUCAACUCUUUUUAUAUUUACAUCACUUCUUUACAUAAUACCUAACCAUCUGUGACACUGCUAUUAAUUCCUAUUAAAUUUUUUUUUGUAUAGCGCUUUUAACAAUUGUCAUUGUCGCAAAGCAGCUUUACACAAUCAAAAGAAUUAUUUAAGUCUGUAUGGAAUGUAAGUGUGCAUGGCUCAAGAUGAGCAGAUUGUCCCUGGUGAGCAAGCCGCGGGCGACAGUGGCAAGGAAAACCUCCCUGAUAUGGUAAAAGGAAGAAACCACGAGAGGAAACAGACUAAACAGGGAACCCAUCCUCAUCUGGGUGAAACAGAAAGCAGAAAAUGAUCUGCAUUCAUACUGUGUGUUAGAUGGCAGGCAGUUCAGCUAUAACAGUUUAACAGUUGUUAAUUGAUGUAAAUAUGGAGUCGAGGUAGUUAUUGGAGACAAUUUAAAUCUUGAACUAUCGAGCAACCGCAGCCAAGUCAAGUCCUUAGAGUAACAGCUGUCAACAAAAGAACCAUCUUUAUGGUAAAGUGAAACCUUCCCCAGACACCAGGCGCAUUCCAAAGAGACACAUGGGGCAUUCAUGCGAUGAGAUCUCCAACCAGAAGCGGGGCACCAGGAUGGGUCGGACAGGUCUGGAGGGCAGAGGAAGUCUGGAUCACUGGCAGCUCAGGAACGACAUGUUUAGCUCGACAGAGAGAGGGAAGAGAGAGAGGGGGAGAUGGGGAAGAGAGAACAGAAGAGGGGAGAGCAGAGGAAAGAGGAGAGAUAAGUUAGGUAUGAUCGCAGUCACAUAAUGUAUAAUGAAACAGAAGGAAACACAGACAUAAGAGCGCCCUGAGAUGUAAAGCAAACUAUCACCUCACCGUCAACAAACCUGAGUGAUCAAUGAGAGUGGGGAAGACAGCAUCUAAACAUACCAGUUCACCAUAAUACUCUACGUCCAUGAGUUCCCCAGAUCUGCCCCUUUACCCAAGACAAAUCUUUUUAUAAAAAUGCUUGAUUAAAUAAAUAGGCUUUUAGCCUGUACUUAAACACUGAGACUGUGUCUGAGUCCCGAUCAUUAUUUGGAAGACUAUUCCAUAAUUUUGGGGCUUUGUAAGAAAAAGGUCUGCCCCCAGCUGUAGUUUUCAUAAUACACGGUACUGACAAGUAGCCUCCAUCCUUUGAUCAAAGUAGCCGUGGCAGAUCGUAAGACACUAGCAGUUCGCUCAGAUACUGCGGCGCGAGACCAUUUAAAGCUUUAUAUGACAAGAGUAGUAUUUUAAAAUCAAUGUGAAAUUUCACGGGGAGCCAAUGAAGUGAAGAUAAGGUACGUGUGAUGUGCUCGUAUCUUCUGGUUCUAGUGAGGACUCUCGCUGCUGCAUUCUGGACUAGCUGAAGCUUGUUUAUGCAUCUAGUUAAACAACCAGACAGUAAGGCAUUACAAUAGUCCAACCUAGAGGUGAUAAAAGCAUGAACUAGUUUUUCUGCAUUGUUUAGCGACAGUAUAUUUCUUAUCUUAGCAAUAUUUUUAAGGUGAAAGAAUGCUAUCUUGGUAAUAUUAUUGACAUGUGCUUCAAAUGAAAGGCUGGAAUUCAUAAUCACACCAAGGUCUUUUACUGUUGCACUCGAUGGAACAGAAUGGCCAUCUAAAGUUACAGUGUGAUCUAAAAUCUAACUUCUAGCUGUAUGCGGUCCUAUGACUAGAACAUCUGUCUUAUCAGGAUUAAGCAGAAGGAAGUUAAUUAGCAUCCAAUCUUUUAUGUCCUGCACACAUUGCUCAACUUUAGUAAGCUGGUUUUUCUCAUCUGGUUUUGCUGAGACAUAUAACUGUGUGUCAUCAGCAUAACAUUGAAAACUAAUACCAUGUAUACGGAUUAUGUUGCCAAGAGGAAGAAUGUAUAGGGGAAAAAAAGCAGUCGGCCUAAAACCGAACCUUGUGGAACAUCAAACUCUACUAGAGAACAUGCAGAAUAAUCACGAUUUAAAUCUACAUACUGAAACCGAUCAGUCAAAUAGGAUCUGAGCCAGGAGAGGGCUGUACCCUUAAUUCCUACUACAUUUUCUAAUCUGUGAAGAAGAAUCGCAUGAUCAAUGGUGUCAAACGCUGCACGGGUAAAACAAGCAUAGUUACACAACCCUGAUCAGAGGCCAAUAGAAGGUCAUUAACUACUUUAACGAGUGCUGUUUCUGUGCUUUGAUGAGGCCUAAAUCCUGACUGAUACAGUUUAUCUAUGCUAUUUCUGUGUAGAUAUGAGCAUAGCUGCUCCGCUACUAUCUUACCUACGAGAAUCUUAGAAAUGAACUGGAGGUUUAUUAUUGGCCUGUAAUUGGACAGCUGAUGGGUCGAGGUCAGGUUUUUUAAUAAUCGGUUUACUAACUGCUAAUUUAAAAGAUUUUGGAACAUACCCAAUGCUGAGUGAGUAAUUAAUUAUUCUCAACAGAGGUUCUGUUAUUGCUGGUACUAUCUGUUUAAGAAAAUGUGUCGGUAAAGAAUCUAAAAUACAAGUUGAUGAAUUUGCAGAAGAGAUGAGUGAAAUUAGUUCAUUCUCUUCAAGGGGAGUAAAGUAUUCUAGGUUCUGAUUUGACAUAGUUAGUUUAAUAUCUGCAUCAAUUGCAUUGUCCAGUUUCAAAGCCUUAAUUUUAUGCUUGAUAUUUAAAAUUUUAUUAUUAAAAAAGUUCAUAAAGUCCUCACUAUUGUACGAUGUUGUCGUAGAGAUUUCUGAAGUGCUCUUAUUUCUAGUUAAUUUGGCUAAGGUAUUAAAUAAAAAUCUAGGAUUAUUUUUGUUAUUUUCUAUAAGAGUGGAGAGAUACGUUGAUCUAGCUACACUAAGAGCUUUUCUAUAGUUCAGGAUGCUCUCCUUCCAUGCUAUUUGAAAUACUAACAAUUUAGUUUGACGCCAUUUACGUUCUAAUUUCCGAGCUGUCUGUUUUAAAGUACAUGUAUGGUCGUUAUACCAGGGAGCGAGUUUCUUAUCUCUAAUAAUUUUUCUUUUAACUAGAGCUACAUUAUCUAAUGUAUAACGGAACGUCGACUUAAAAUAUUCAGUCGCCUGAUCGAGUUCUGUGGGGUCAGACAGUAAUCCAAUCAAAGUUGUUAACUCUGGGAGAUUACUGAUAAAACUCUGUGUGGUAGUUGAUGUGAAUGUACGUUUAGUACAGUAGCGUGGUGCUGCGCAUACAUUAUCACUAUAACACACUUUAAUUGAAACAAGAUAGUGAUCUGAUAUAACUUCAGACAGUGGAGUUGUGAAUAAAUUUCGUAUGCUUAAUCCAAAAGAUAUUAUUAAAUCUAAAGUGUGACCUGCUUUAUGAGUGGGUCCUACUACACACUGAUUUACUAAGUCCAGUAUGGACAUAAAUGCUUUACGCGGAGGGUCUUAUGGAUUCUCAAAAUGAAUAUUAAAAUCUCCAGCAAUUAACGCUUCGUCUACAGAAACGACUAGGUUUGAGAGGAAAUUUGCAAAUUUACUAAGAAAUUCUGAAUACGCGUCUGGAGGUCUGUAAAUGAUGAUUAUCGGGAUCGACUGAGCUGACUUCAUAUUUGUAGCUACACUUAUGUUACUAUAGAGAACUUCAAAUGAAUUUAAUUUGUGUCCGUGUUUUUGUAUAAUAAUCGGAUUGUCACCGAUUAACUAGGCCUUUUCUAAAACUAUAAGCUAUACUACAAGAAAUAAGAGCAGCACCCUUCCGAGUGGGAUGGACACCAUCCCGCCCUAACAGGCCAGUUUUUUCCUCAAAGAUCUUUCAAUUGUCUAUGAAGCCCACAUUAUUAUUUGAGCACCACCUAGACAUCCAGCGGUUCAGCGACCAUAACCUGCUGUAAGCUAUGUCGCCACGUCUCAUUGGGAUGGGACCAGAGCAUAUUACGUCAUUGGACAUCGCCUUCGCUUGUUUAAACACCUCUGUAAAGUUAUUCUUACUAACCACUGACUGACGAAGGCGUAUUUCAUUAGCUCCAGCAUGUACCACUAUCUUAGAGAACCUGUGCUGUCCUAGAGCCCUAAGAUUACCUGCUAUGUCCGGUGUUUUGGCUCCCGGGAUACACCUAACCACUGUUGCUGGCGCCUCUAAAGGCCUGGCUAAUUUCACAUGUCUCAGUAUAGAGUCUCCUAAAACCAGAGCUCUUUCAGGUUUCUCAGUGGGUGCAUCACUGAGGAGAGCAAACCUGUUGGACAGGCUGAAGCGCAGAAGAGAUGUUCUACGAUGGGCUAGCGUUGGCUUUGACUGGACGAGUAUGCCGCCGAGUCAUCACCCACUCGCCCCACUGUGAAGGCUCUGAUUGCCGGAGUCGGGGGCUGGUUAUCUUCGCCUGCAGCACCCAGACUGUCCGCUACGGCAGUAACGCUGCUCUCGCGCUCUCUAACCCUCUCUAAAGUCUAAAUGUGCUCCUCUAACGCUGAUAUCUUCUCCUUCAGAGUGCUCACUAACACACCUAUCACAAAUAAAAUUACCACUAACAACGGAGGAAAAAUGUCUAAACAUCCUGCACUCUACACACUGAAUGAGCUACAGUGGUGUAAAAAACUAUUUGCCCCCUUUCUGAUUUCUUA
Molecule: messenger RNA, 6857 nt
Organism: Clarias gariepinus (North African catfish)
Lineage: Eukaryota; Metazoa; Chordata; Actinopteri; Siluriformes; Clariidae
Exons: 6
Coding region: 104-958 (284 amino acids)
Source: RefSeq, a predicted model, not a curated record